AUGUUCCCACGGGUCGUCCUCGUGGCCGUCCCAAGGGAAGUGGAGGCGUUCAGAAGACCACACCAAAGAAGACCGCGUCCACUCCUGGCAGAGGCCGUGGUAGACCAAGGAAGAGCGACGCAGUCGAGGCCGCCGUCGCUGAGGCCACAGACACUCCAGCCAAGAAGAGCGGAACCCCAGGCCGCCGCGGUCGCCCUCGCAAGUCAGACGCGUCGACCGGCGCAGCUACCCCGAAGAAGGCCGAGACGAAAAAGGGACCCAAGGGCAGAAAGAGCGACGUCUCGAAGGACGCCUCCUCGUCUCCCACGGACUUGUCCGACGGAGAAGCGAAGGAUACUGAAGAUGCCGAUGCGGACUCGUCCUCUAACGCGGAGGGCUCUGGCGAGGAGUGAGCGCACGAACGAGGCAUUGUACUUUUACACGGGUCUAGGUAUUUGGUUCAGAGGACUUCAAAGAACAAGAACGGCAUUGGGGGUUAUCGCUUCCAAAUUUGCUCAGAGGACAUGGUGUCGAUGUCUCUUUUUCCCCCCCGCGCCCGCAGACCGUCAGUCAGGCACAUGA
Messenger RNA from Colletotrichum truncatum, 561 nucleotides. RefSeq lists its product as uncharacterized. NCBI's taxonomy places the organism in Eukaryota, Fungi, Ascomycota, Sordariomycetes, Glomerellales, Glomerellaceae. Gene Ontology annotation, molecular function: DNA binding. The record is from RefSeq and is a predicted model, not a curated record. Gene Ontology annotation, cellular component: chromatin; nucleus. Gene Ontology annotation, biological process: regulation of DNA-templated transcription.